Salvelinus fontinalis (brook trout) is the source of this 1415-nucleotide messenger RNA. Its product is annotated as myelin-associated glycoprotein-like. Lineage: Eukaryota; Metazoa; Chordata; Actinopteri; Salmoniformes; Salmonidae. The record is from RefSeq and is a predicted model, not a curated record. Bases 255 to 1415 code for a protein of 386 amino acids. The transcript is spliced from 5 exons.
UAGACAGUUUACGUUACAGUCAAAAACAAGUAUCGACUUCUUCAAUAUAUAUAUAAAGGAAAUUAAUUAUGAGUAAUGAGAUUCAAUAUGUUCUAAAGUAUUGCUGUUUGUUCAUGUAUUAUCUUCACAACUGAAGGACAUAGUGUAUUUGAUAUGGAGAUGGUUCAAUGCAAUGUGUUGUGUGAGUUAAGCUACUCUACCAGUAAGUGUAUGUUUGUACUGUUUCAGGUGAUCAGUAGUGUGUGAGUUCUCACAUGGCUUGUCCUGAGAACAUGUUUUUUCUCAUUGUCCUCUUUAUGUCAGGUGUUUUGGCCUGUUUUGGUCAACGAGAUUUAAACACCACAAUGCCAGAUAGACUGGAUGUACUGACUGGCUCCUGUAUGCAAAUCCCAUGUUCAUUUGAUAUUCCUGGAGAAAAUAAGUAUAAAUUGAACACCACAAUACAAACCUCUGGAGUGUGGAUUAAAGAAAUCCCACAGUUUGGUUAUCAUCCGGACAAUGUGAUAUUUAACAGUAGUGAGACGGUCAACAGAUAUCAAGGGAAGAUAACUGGAAACAUGUCCCAGAAGAACUGCACCACAGUCUUCUUCAAUGUAGCCACCAGUUACACUAAUAGAUACUUCUUCAGGAUUGAGAGUCAACCAUUCCGUGCAACAGAUCCUGAUAAGUCUGUUUAUAUAGUUGUCAGAGAUUUGCCUUCCAGUCCAAUCAUUACUGUCUCAGGUGAAGUGAAGGAAGGGACCUCUGUCAGUUUUAACUGCUCUGCUGUCGCUCCCUGUCCUGAACACCCCCCUGAGCUGACAUGGACUCUCCCAACACAGUUCACAACUGAGAAUCAACUGCAGGAGAAUCCAGACCAAACCAAAUCAGUUCUCUCCACGGUGACCUUCACUCCAUCAUACCUUCAUCAUGAGAAGAACAUCACUUGUACUGCAGUCUACCCAGUAGGGACAAGCAACAAGACAGCUGAACAUGCCAUGAUGCUUAAUGUUUCAUUCUCUCCUAAAGACACCUUGGCCUCCAUCAGUCCAGCUGAUCCAGUAUCAGUGGGCAGCUGUGUUAAUCUGACCUGCAGCAGUACAGCCAACCCUCCUGUGACAACCUUCACCUGGUUCAUGAUCAGUGGGGGUAAUUUAACACAGAACUCCCCGGUUGGGACAGUGUGUGCUAACCAGGCCACAGCUGGAGAGGAACCAGAGGAACCUGCAGAAGACCAGUCUGAAGAGAUCCACUACGGUGACAUAGACGUCUCCAAACUACGGCCCAAAGAGACCCCAGCUGCAGCCCAGGACAGGGUCCAGGGACAGGAGAGUGCGUACGCUGAAGUCAACGUGACCAGAAGAGGGGCCCAGGAACCACCUCUUAACAACCUAGAUGGGCUUUAUGCACAAGUGGAUAAAAGAGGUGCAUGUUAA